UUGGAGUAAUCUUAUGGGCCAGCUAAAGAUACACAUAUAUAGUGUCACAGUGCACUUACACAUAAGGUACCCAUUGUAGAAGAUUUUAAUCUUGUAGAAUAUGUUAUUAGUCAUCCGUACGACGACGAGCGACGUCUUUACUGUUUAUUGUUAUUAUUAAUCAGCUGCAUUGAAUGCGCAGCUAGAGUUGAGGGAUAACAAGAACGACGUCAACGUAUGAAAAACAAAUUAUCAUCAUCGUAUGUGUUGAGCGACGCCUGAACACUUGAACAGCCGCAGUGAGGUGACAGUUCCAUGCAACACCAAAUCUCCUUGUGUAAAUCUAAAUAAAUAUAGCAUUACUUGGAGCCAAAAGAGAAGCCCUACGGAUACCCACCCUCGUAUACUUAAGUCGAGGAAUCACGUUUGUUACGUGUUUUUUUCAUAGCUUUGGCUGAGUAAAAACGCAGCCAAGAUGAUGAGUUUUCUCUCUGGCUCGCCUUUUGACGCUGACGUCGAAAAAGCGACCAGUGAAAAGAGUACAGCUGAAGAUUGGGGUCUCAUCAUGGAGAUAUGCGACAAGGUCGGUAAUUCACCUCACCAUGCCAGGGACUGUCUUCGUUCCAUCAUGAAGAGAUUAAAUGCCCAGGAUCCGCAUAUUGUGAUAUUGGCUGUGACUUUACUUGAUGCCUGCUCCAGUAAUUGUGGAAAAGUAUUUCACUUGGAAAUUGCAUCAAGAGAUUUUGAAAAUCAGUUUCUGAAGCUCAUAAACAAUAAUCGUAGUCAACCAAAAAUUUAUGAAAAAUUGAAAGGACUUUUAAAAAAGUGGGCUGAAGGUGAUUUUAAGACAGAUCCUCAGCUUAAUCUAAUUCCAAGUCUGUAUCAGAAACUAAAAUCGGAAGGUCAUGACUUUUCUGCACCCACUGAAACACCAAAACAAACUUAUGCAGUGUGUAAGGAUCCAAACGUUGUUACCAGUACUCAAGAAGAAGAAGAGAUAGCCAAAGCUAUUGAAUUAUCACUUCAAGAAAGUACCAAGCAGUCAACUAUUUCCCAUCACAGUUCACCAUCCUCUAAAAAACCACCCAGUCUGUAUCCAAGCGUGAGCUCAGCAUUAGUUACUUCUGCCAACCUGGAAGGCAGGAAAGUUAAGGCGUUGUAUGAUUUCGAAGCCGUGGAGGAUAACGAACUAACAUUUUCUGCAGGAGAAAUAAUUCAUAUUUUGGAUGAUUCUGAUCCAAAUUGGUGGAAAGGCAGUACCCCACGAGGUGAAGGAUUGUUUCCUUCAAACUUUGUCACAGCUGAUUUAACUAUUGAACCAGAACAAUUCACCAAAUUAGAAAGCAACAGCAAAAAAUCAGUUCAGUUUGCUGAAGAAGUGGAAGUAAAAACUAUAAAAAAAGAACCAGAGGUGGUAGAGGUUCAAAUAGAUGAACAAAAAAUGGACAGACUUCUACAUCUAUUGCUUGAAGCUGACCCUCAGUCUGGUGCCACUGAUCCUCAAGAAAUGAUAGACUUAGAAGAACAAGUCAACGCAAUGGGACCACUAAUAGACACAGCUCUAGAAAAAGUAGAUAAGCAGCACUCCAUUCUGACUCAAUUGAGUUCUGAUUUGGUGGAAGCUAUGAACUUGUACCAUACACUGAUGCGAGAACCUGCCAUAUCCAGCUACACUUUACCUAAAAUGCCACCCCAGCAAAUGGUUUAUCCAUUCGGUCACCCUCAAGCUGGUCAUCCGCAGAUGGUACAUCCUGGACUAGCUGGACACCCUCAGGUGAUGCAAGGUGGACAUCUGCAAGGGGGGCACUCUCAACAGGGUCACCCACAAGUCAUCCCUGGACACGUUGGUCAUCCGCAGGCCUCUCAUCCUCAUCCACAGGUGGCACACCAAGUACAGCAUCCGCACCCUGGACAUUCACACCCUCAGCAGGGACUCCCACACAUGCUCAACGGUGUCCAGCCGGUACCUGAUAUGGACAGUUUAAUGAAUAUGUAUCGAGGAGGAUCUGUCCCUGGCUUGAGUGGGCACAACAUGACGUUACCUCAUCAUUUUCAUACACCUGCUGGACUGAAACAAAUACAUCCUGAAGAGCGCCCAGAAACUCAACAAUCCAAUCAAAGCAACAUUCCUUAUAUGCAACAAGGUUUGUUAAUGUAUCGUAACAGAUUAUCAGGACAUAGUGGAACUCCAGUGUCUCACAUGACGCAAGUGCCGUCUGGUCAACAGCUCAGUAAUCAGCCACAACAACAAUUUCCACCACCUAACGGUCAACGCAUAUUAUAAGUACGAGAAGAUAAAUUUUUAAGUUUAUCGCGGACGAUGGAUGAAAACACGGAAAUAAAUCUAUAUUCAGCGAUCGCACGGUAUCCGCUAUACUCUGAAAACGUCGAAAAAAAAUAUAUCUGCUAGCUAAAAAUCUUCGGUCUUUCGUAAUCAAGAUUUGACGCAGUUGAUUUCAUACACAUUACAUGGUGUACGUACAUUUACAUGUACACGUGUAUGGUGAAUUGGUGAUACUGUAAGGGUAUGCGUGAUUCGAUAUAACUAAUUCUGUUGAUUUUUAUAGCGAGAAAAGUUAAGGUAAAAAGAGCAAUCCUCAUGAUAUAACAGUGUACUGAUCCGCCAAUAUUACGUGACGGAGGAAAGAAAACUACCACGAUGCCAGAUUAAUAUACAUAUAUACAUAUUAUUGCAUUCCCAUGUCUUUUUUGAUUCUAGCGAUGAUUAUCCGUUUAUUAAAUUUUUUAGUAAUAUAUUAAAUCAUGUAGUAGUUACUACAUAAUACAUUAUUACAUGAAACAGCUAAAUAACAUUACAAGUGAAGAAUCCAGCCAUCAAUUUGUACUUCAGAAGUAUCAAAUAAAAUAUUUAGUUGAAUUCUGAAACAUAAAUUAGUGACAGGGUAAUCAUGAAAAACUAUAUUAAUUUUUUAUUAUUUAAUAGUUUUUUAAGUUGAAAAAGAUGGACGCCGUUUGGAAGAAAAUUCGAUAUGCAAGUAAUUUAAUAAGCCUUUUCUAGUUUUUAUACCAAUGUAAUGAAAAAAAAAAGAAACAAAUAAAUGCAUCAAAACAAACGAACAAAAAAUUAUACACAGUCCUGUCAGUCCUCCUAAUUUAACUGGCAAUAUUAGCUGUGUAUAAUCUUAUUAAUGUAUUGUAAGCUAACGGGUCUAUAAUACAUUAAAAGUCUAAAUAAUUUCUCAAAAUUUCUCCAGAUAAAACGAAGUAAAAAAAAAAAAAAAAAAAAUCAAUUUAUUUAA
Molecule: messenger RNA, 3239 nt
Organism: Copidosoma floridanum
Lineage: Eukaryota; Metazoa; Arthropoda; Insecta; Hymenoptera; Encyrtidae
Gene: Stam
Product: signal transducing adaptor molecule
Biological process (GO): protein transport to vacuole involved in ubiquitin-dependent protein catabolic process via the multivesicular body sorting pathway
Cellular component (GO): ESCRT-0 complex
Molecular function (GO): ubiquitin binding; phosphatidylinositol binding
Source: RefSeq, a predicted model, not a curated record